GGCAAGAACCGCCUCUUUGUUCUGUUCACGUCUCGCUCGUCCACCGCCGAUUCGUCUUCGUCCUCGCUGUCUCGAUCCGGCCGGCCGGUGGCUUCGCAGACACGCGCGACAUGGACUGCUCCGGCCAGGACAGCGACGCGGCUGCCGGCGAGCAGCCACACCUUCCCCCGGCGGACACGCCGGUCCACGCGAUCUGGGGGCAUGUACUCUUCGAUUCGAUCGCCGCCGGAGCUAAUGGUAUUUUCCGGCAUGCUCCAGACGACUGCCCUUACCAGGACAUAAUCAGGGCCGCGGAGCUCGCAUCCUGGGGCGGCGAGGCCACGCGUACUACAUGGGCGGCGGCUUCACGCGACACGGACGGAUCCGGCCAGAACAACGACGCGGACGCCGACGAACAACCACACCCUCUCCCAGCGGGCACGCCGGUCCUCGUGCCCUGGCAUGAAUCCCUGUCCCUGAUGGACGUCCUCAGGAGAAGAAUCGGCCACGGAGACGGAGACGAAGACGGAGACAUGAACUGGUAUGAAGACGAGGACGCUUACAGGGCCGGCGGCUUCGGCGCGGUCCCGGCGUCCGACGAUGAGAUCGCCCGUCUCGAGAAGGCGGUCGUGGGUGAUACGAGAGAGACGGAGUGCGCCGUGUGCAUGGAGAGGUUCGGGGAGGGUGACGAGAUCAGGAAGAUGCCGUGCUCCCAUGGAUUCCACCAGACCUGCAUCUUCAAGUGGCUCCGGGUGAGCCGCCUCUGCCCGCACUGCCGCUUCGCGAUGCGCGCCGGCGACAAGUAGUUACGAAGACGAUGUUGCUGUUGCAAAUGCUGCUCCUAGUAUGGCAUUUGCGGAUCGAGAAGGGUCUCAUUUGAAGACGAUGCUGCUGCUGCUACUGCUCCUGCUAUCGCAUUUACUGAUCAAGAAUGGUCUUCACGAUGAGCGCCGAUGACAAAAGAUACUAUGAAAACGAUGUUGCUACUGCUCCUCCUUUUGCAUUUAUCGACGGAAAAUUGUCUCAUCACAUCUAUACGAGCGAGUUCACUCUACACCACUAGUAGUUAUGAAGAUGAUGA
Molecule: messenger RNA, 1060 nt
Organism: Lolium perenne
Lineage: Eukaryota; Viridiplantae; Streptophyta; Magnoliopsida; Poales; Poaceae
Biological process (GO): ubiquitin-dependent protein catabolic process
Cellular component (GO): nucleus
Molecular function (GO): ubiquitin protein ligase activity
Source: RefSeq, a predicted model, not a curated record